Molecule: messenger RNA, 6746 nt
Organism: Tupaia belangeri chinensis (Chinese tree shrew)
Lineage: Eukaryota; Metazoa; Chordata; Mammalia; Scandentia; Tupaiidae
Gene: TULP4
Product: TUB like protein 4
Molecular function (GO): protein binding
Source: RefSeq, a predicted model, not a curated record
GGCACUCUCCAGUGGGGUGUGGCCGUGCACAGUCCCCUUUCUCCCAUUUCCCGCCCUCUCGGGGUGUGGGGCACGCAGAGGCAUGUGCUCAGUGUGUUUCUCAAGCCACUGGGGCUGGGACUCAGUGCGUGGUCGGCCCUGUGGAAUCUAGCUCUCCAAACACCAGACCACAGAUUUGUAAGACUCCAAGGCCUUCAAGCCAUGAUUAAUCUGAUAGUUGCUGAAAUGACUGGGAAUACUGACGUGCCACGUGCCAAUUGAAGAGUGUCUCUGUAUAUUUAAAAUCUUCCUGUACAUACCCAGGUGCAGGAGAAGACAGCCUCCCUCUUGGGCACUCUGAGAGUUUUCCAACUGAUGAAAAUUCAUUCAAGAAUCAGAUGGAGCAACCUGACACCACUGGGCUCAGGAGCCCUGGGAGAAACAUACAUCAUUAAUGGCCAGUUUUCCAGCUGGUCUUCAUGGGUAAAGAAAGUUUGCAAAAAGAAGAAAAAAAAAUUUACACAGGCUAAGCCUCAAAAAUACCUCUUUAGCUUAAAGAAGGAAGUAAGCGAGAAGGUGACCGAGGGAGAAGUGUGAUUUGAGACGCUGCCCGUGGGGUCAUGCAGAGUUUUUUGCACUUUAUUUUUCAGUGGAUUCGGUAAUUCAGACCGACUUUGAAAUUUCAGACUGAGAAGUUACUCUUCCCUGGCUCCAGCUGGAGGAAAGCAAGUCCAGAUUCAACGGGACACGUUUGAACAGCGAACUGGUUGCUUUGCCUUUUUUAGUUAACUGUAUUCAAGAAAUUUUAAUUUAUUAUUUCCCCUUUCCUGCAUCUAUAGGAUGUUACCUUAAAAUAGCAGUUUAAGUCAAUAAUUACAAAAUAAAUAUCAAGGAAAAAUCCAAGCAAGGCUUCCUUUUCCUUGGACGAAAGGUGCGGUGUUUGCAGUCUCUGAAUGUGAACAGAAAAGGCCCGUCAGCAAAACCUGAGACCUCUAGGGAAGCAGCGGGGGAGAAGCUGGCCCUGGCCUGGGUUUUAUUUUAAGGAAUUGUCUUCCCUGUUGAGUACAAGAAGAAUUGCACAUGAGGAGGAGAUUAUUUGAUAGACUUAAUUUUGACACUAGUAUUUUCAUCAAGAUGGAAAAAAGUAUGUGAUCUUUAGGAGCAGAAAAGGGAAGAAGUGACCAAGGGAGUGAAAAAGAGUUGGACAAAAACCAAAAUCCUACAGCGUGGCUCUGUCUUGUCAGCAAAAGGAUUUAGGCCUCUGCCAAGGCAAACGCAAACCACUUUAAGAGCUUUCGAACGUUCCGCCUGUGCCCCUGCCCCUGCCCCUGCCCAGCGAAGGGGCUUUCUCCCUGGCCUCUAUGGCACUGUGGGGUGGGCCAGCUGGCGGAGGAGCAGGCCAAUGGGGACCUGCACUCCCUGGGGACACGGGGCCGAGCUUUGAGACGGGAAGUUUCUGGUUCUGACUAGUGGAGAAAGAGUCUUUUUUUUCUUCCUAAAAUUUGGACUGCUGUCUGCACAAACGCUGGUGUGUUUUGCACAGUUUGUGUGCCUUUUUUCCCUUUAUGCAAUCUUUUUCAGCUUUUGCAGCAGAAAUUUGUCUCGUUCAGAAAACACGCCAGAGAGUGGCUUCAGAAGGAAGAUGUUCCAAUAUGUCCUGUCUCUGUAACCGAACUUCUGAAGAGAAAAUUCCAGCUAGAGGGAUUCUUAACGCCUUAAGUUACUUGAAAUCUAUGUAUUUGCAAACCUUUGUCUCUGGAAUCAUAUUACACUAAACUGGAAUCUCAGGCUGAAUGAGAAUAACCAAGCUGAGUAAAACGAAGAAAACUCUAUUUCUCGAUCACCACUUACUAACCAUGCUCUUUCUCCAAAGGAUCAGCACGUUCUUCCCCUAAGGACUUCAAAAUGAAAACGGACCCCAUGUUUUUUUAAGCAUUACCUUUUCUUAGCAGACUGCCAUCAUCUUUUAUAGAAGAAUUUUUUCACUAUGCAUUUGGUGGAUCUUUAUAAAAUACUGACCUUCUAAUUAGAGCCAGGUCAGUCUUAAUUAAAGGAGGAGAAAAAAGCAACGCAAGCCAACCACUGAAAUAAAACAAACAAACCAAUGAAAGAGAUUGGUUUACAUUCUCAGCAGUAAACAUUGCUUUGUAAGUCAGACAGCUUGCUGGAGAAAGUAUGUACGCAGCGGUGGAGCACGGGCCUGUGCUGUGCAGUGACUCCAACAUCCUCUGCCUGUCCUGGAAGGGGCGCGUCCCCAAGAGUGAGAAGGAGAAGCCCGUGUGCAGGAGGCGCUACUAUGAGGAGGGCUGGCUGGCCACAGGCAACGGGCGCGGCGUGGUUGGGGUGACCUUCACCUCCAGCCACUGCCGCAGGGACAGGAGCACCCCGCAGAGGAUCAACUUCAACCUGCGGGGCCACAACAGUGAGGUCGUGCUGGUGAGGUGGAACGAGCCAUACCAGAAACUGGCCACGUGCGACGCCGACGGCGGGAUAUUUGUGUGGAUUCAGUACGAAGGCAGGUGGUCUGUGGAGCUGGUCAACGACCGCGGGGCUCAGGUGAGUGAUUUCACGUGGAGCCACGAUGGAACACAAGCACUUAUUUCGUAUCGAGACGGGUUUGUCCUGGUUGGUUCUGUCAGUGGACAGAGACACUGGUCGUCUGAGAUCAACUUGGAAAGCCAGAUCACGUGUGGCAUAUGGACUCCUGAUGACCAACAGGUGCUGUUUGGCACAGCUGACGGGCAGGUGAUCGUCAUGGACUGCCACGGCAGGAUGCUGGCCCACGUCCUCCUGCACGAGUCCGACGGCAUCCUCAGCAUGUCCUGGAACUACCCCAUCUUCCUGGUGGAAGACAGCAGCGAGAGUGACACGGACUCCGACGACUACUCCCCGCCUCAAGAUGGUCCAGCAGCGUAUCCCAUCCCGGUGCAGAACAUCAAGCCUCUGCUCACUGUCAGCUUCACCUCGGGAGACAUCAGCCUGAUGAACAACUACGAUGACUUGUCUCCCACCGUCAUCCGCUCAGGGCUGAGAGAGGUGGUGGCCCAGUGGUGCACUCAGGGGGACCUGCUGGCAGUCGCUGGAAUGGAUCGGCAGAACCAGCUCGGGGAGCUUCCCAACGGUCCCCUUCUGAAGAGCGCCAUGGUCAAGUUCUACAACGUUCGUGGGGAGCACAUCUUCACACUGGACACACUCGUGCAGCGCCCCAUCAUCUCCAUCUGCUGGGGCCACCGGGACUCGCGGCUGCUGAUGGCGUCAGGACCAGCCCUGUACGUGGUCCGCGUGGAGCACCGGGUGUCCAGCCUGCAGCUGCUGUGCCAGCAGGCCAUCGCCAGCGCCCUGCGGGAAGACAAGGACGUCGGCAAGCUGACCCUGCCCCCCCGCCUGUGCUCCUACCUCUCCACCGCCUUCAUCCCCACCAUCAAGCCCCCGAUUCCAGACCCCAACAACAUGCGAGACUUCGUCAGCUAUCCAUCGGCUGGCAACGAGCGGCUGCAUUGCACCAUGAAGCGCACGGAGGACGACCCUGAGGUGGGCGGCCCGUGCUACACGCUCUACCUGGAGUACCUGGGCGGGCUGGUGCCCAUCCUCAAGGGGCGGCGCGUCAGCAAGCUGCGGCCCGAGUUCGUCAUCAUGGACCCGCGGACAGACAGCAAGUCAGAUGAAAUCUAUGGAAACAGCUUGAUUUCUACGGUGAUCGACAGCUGCAAUUGCUCAGACUCCAGUGACAUCGAACUGAGUGACGACUGGGCUGCCAAGAAAUCUCCCAAAAUCUCCAGAGCAAGCAAAUCCCCCAAACUCCCAAGGAUCAGCAUUGAGGCCCGCAAGUCCCCCAAGCUGCCGCGGGCGGCCCAGGAGAUCUCCCGGUCGCCCCGGUUGCCCAUGCGCAAGCCCUCCAUCGGCUCACCCAGCCUGGUGCGGAGAGAGUUUCCUUUGGAAGACAUUACUCAGCACAACUAUCUUGCUCAGGUCACGUCUAAUAUCUGGGGAACCAAAUUCAAGAUCGUGGGCUUGGCCGCUUUCCUGCCAACCAACCUCGGUGCAGUCAUCUAUAAAACCAGCCUCCUGCACCUCCAGCCGCGGCAGAUGACCAUUUACCUCCCAGAAGUUCGGAAGAUUUCCAUGGACUACAUUAACCUGCCCGUCUUCAACCCCAACGUUUUCAGUGAAGAUGAAGAUGAUUUACCAGUGACAGGAACACCUGGCGUCCCUGAGAACAACCCGCCCUGUACCGUGAACAUCCCUAUAGCCCCGAUCCACAGCUCGGCUCAAGCUAUGUCCCCCACGCAGAGCAUAGGGCUGGUACAGUCCCUGCUGGCCAAUCAGAAUGUGCAGCUGGAUGUCCUGACCAAUCAGACGACAGCCAUGGGGGCAGAACAUGCAGGUGACGGUGCCACUCAGUACCCAGUCUCCAGCCGGUACUCCAGCCCCGGACAGGUGAUUUUCGGAGGUGUGGAAAUGGGCCGCAUCCUCCCAAAUCCCCCUCCAUUGUCCUUGCCACCCCCGCCACCACCACCCCAGGGGGCCAUGCAGCUGUCCAUGGUGGACCAUGGAGACCGGGACCACGAGCACCUGCAGAAGUCCACCAAGAUCCUGCGGCCCGUGCCUCCGCUGGUGGCUGAGGGGGACUCGGUGGUCUUUAGCGCCCCCCAGGAGGUCCAGGUGACGAAGAUGAACCCUCCUCCCCCCUACCCAGGCACCAUCCCCGCCCCCCCCACCACGGCGGCGCCCCCACCCCCUCUGCCUCCACCACAGCCUCCCGUAGACGUGUGCUUGAAGAAGGGCGACUUCUCGCUCUACCCCACGGCGGCCCAUUACCAGACCCCCCUGGGCUAUGAGCGGAUCACCACCUUCGACAGCAGUGGCAACGUGGAAGAGGUGUGCCGGCCUCGGACGCGGAUGCUCUGCUCCCAGAACACCUACACACUCCCUGGCCCGGGCAGCUCGGCUACCCUGAGGCUCACAGCCACUGAGAAGAAGGUCCCCCAGCCCUGCACCAGUGCCACCCUGAACCGCCUGACGGUCCCUCGCUACUCCAUUCCCACUGGAGACCCACCCCCAUACCCCGAAAUUGCCAGCCAGCUGGCCCAGGGGCGAGGCCCUGUCCAGAGACCGGACAACAGCCUCAUCCAUGCCACCCUGCGCAGGAACAACCGCGAGGCCGCCCUCAAGAUGGCCCAGCUGGCCGACAGCCCGCGGGCCCCUCUGCCACCCCCAGCCAAGCCCAAGGGCGGCCCCCCAGUGCAGCGGCGCAGGCCCGGGCCCACAGCCCGGCGCCAGCCUGGCCCAUGGCGUCAGUGCCUCCCCACUGGCCUCACAGUCCUCCUACAGCCUCCUGAGCCCGCCCGACAGCGCCCGCGAGCGCACCGACUACGUCAACUCGGCCUUCUCUGAGGACGAGGCCCUAGCCCAACACUGUCAGCUCGAGAAGCCCCUGCGGCACCCCCCACUGCCCGAAGCUGCUGUCGCCGUGAAACGGCCACCCCCUUACCAGUGGGACCCUGUGCUGGGUGAGGACGUUUGGGUCCCUCAGGAAAGGACAGCACAGACUGCAGUGCCCAACCCCUUAAAACUGCCCCCUCUGAUGCUGGGCCAGGGCCAGCACCUGGACGUGUCCCGAGUGCCCUUUGUCCCCCCCAAGUCCCCCGCCAGCCCGACUGCCACUUUUCAGACAGGCUAUGGGGUGGGAGUGCCGUAUCCAGGGAGCUACAAUAAUCCCCCUUUGCCUGGAGUGCAGGCCCCCUGCUCCCCCAAAGACGCCCUGUCCCCGAUGCCAUUCGCACAGCAGGAGCCCGCCGCAGUCCUCCAGCCCGCGGGGUACCCACCCGGCCUGUCCUACUGCACCCUGCCACCCAUGUACCCAGGGAGCAGCACGUGCUCCAGUUUACAGCUGCCACCCAUCGCCUUGCACCCCUGGAGCUCCUACAGCGCCUGCCCGCCUGUGCAGAAUCCCCAGGGCACUCUGCCCCCCAAGCCUCACCUGGUGGUGGAGAAGCCCCUCGUGUCCCCCCCGCCCACCGACCUCCAGAGCCACAUGGGUACAGAGGUGAUGGUAGAGACCGCAGACAACUUCCAGGAAGUCCUCUCCCUCACUGAGAGCCCAGUCCCCCAGCGCACAGAAAAGUUUGGAAAGAAGAAUCGGAAGCGCCUGGAUAGUCGUGCAGAAGAAGGCAGCGUCCAGGCCAUCACCGAGGGCAAGGUGCGGAAGGAGGCCAGAGCUCUGAGCGACUUCAACUCGCUCAUCUCCAGCCCCCGCCUGGGGAGAGAGAAGAAGAAAGUGAAGAGUCAGAAAGACCAGCUGAAGUCGAAGAAGCUGAACAAGACGAAUGAGUUCCAGGACAGUUCGGAGAGCGAGCCGGAGCUCUUCAUCAGCGGGGACGAGCUGAUGAACCAGAGCCAGGGCAGCAAGAAGGGGUGGAAGAGCAAGAGGAGCCUGCGCACCGCCAGCGAGCUGGAGGAGUUCAAGUGCAGGAAGGCCAGCGAGAAGGAGGAUGGGCGGCUGGGCAGCCAGGGCUUCGUGUACGUGAUGGCCAACAAGCAGCCACUGUGGAACGAGGCCACCCAGGUGUACCAGCUGGACUUUGGUGGACGGGUGACACAGGAGUCGGCCAAGAACUUCCAGAUCGAGUUGGAGGGAAGGCAGGUGAUGCAGUUUGGACGGAUUGAUGGCAACGCUUACAUCCUAGACUUCCAGUACCCCUUCUCCGCCGUGCAGGCCUUCGCAGUUGCCCUGGCCAAUGUGACUCAGCGCCUCAAGUGACAUGACU